Messenger RNA from Aphanomyces invadans, 1829 nucleotides. RefSeq lists its product as hypothetical. Gene Ontology annotation, cellular component: box C/D methylation guide snoRNP complex; small-subunit processome. The record is from RefSeq and is a predicted model, not a curated record. Lineage: Eukaryota; Oomycota; Saprolegniomycetes; Saprolegniales; Verrucalvaceae. Bases 105 to 1658 code for a protein of 517 amino acids. Gene Ontology annotation, molecular function: snoRNA binding. The transcript is spliced from 2 exons.
AAUGCGUUGCCAUGACUGGGUCAUCAAUCGAACGUCGGUAAAUCAAGGGAAUUUGACCUCGUGAAGGCGAUUGUGUUGGGAUUGUAGUCGGUAAAACGAGGGAAAUGCCAUUUGGUACAUUGCCGUGUGGUUUUGAUUGGUGGUGUGGGGACCAACCGCACGAGUUUGGAUCCGGUGGCCAACCAUUUUCCGAUUUCCACACGACAAUGACUUCGUUUGUGUUGUUUGAGUCGGCUUCCGGCUACGCACUCUUUGAAGUCGUCGAAGCGGAGCAGAUUGCCGUCCUCUUGGACCAAGUUCAACAAGGCGUGCAAGAUUUGAGCAAGUUUGGCGCGGCCGUCAAGCUCAAGGCGUUCUCUCCGUUUGUAUCUGCGGAAUCGGCGCUCGAAAACAUCAACGCGAUCUCGGAAGGGUUGCUCACGGACGACUUGCAAGCGUUCUUGGAGUUGAACCUCCCCAAGGCCAAAAAGUCCAAGUCGGCCGCGUUCACGCUCGGUGUGUCGGACAAGGGCCUUGCCCAAGCCAUCACGGAUGCGCUCCACCUUUCUGUCAACACGAACGAAACGACCCUCGAAGUCUUGCGCGGGGUGCGACUCCACUUUGCCAAGUUCAUUAAGGAGCUCGACAAUGGCGUGUGGUCCAAGGCCCAGCUUGGUCUCGGGCACUCGUACUCUCGUGCAAAGGUAAAGUUCAACGUGAACCGCGCCGACAACAUGAUCAUUCAAGCGAUCGCGCUCCUCGACCAACUUGACAAAGACAUCAACACGUUUGCCAUGCGCGUCCGUGAAUGGUACUCGUGGCACUUUCCCGAGCUCGUCAAGAUCGUACCCGACAACUACGUGUACGCCCGUUGCGCCGCCUUCAUCAAGCACCGCACGUCGCUGUCCGAGGACUCGAUCGAAGAGCUGUCGAAGCUCACGAUGGAUGAAGACAAGGCGACCGCGAUCGUCGCCGCCUCCCGCACGUCCAUGGGCAUGGACAUGUCCGAAUUGGACAUGUUAAACGUGGCCAACUUUACGUCGCGCCUUAUCGGCCUCGCCGAAUACCGCCUGCAGCUGCAAGCGUACCUGCACUCGAAGAUGGGCCAGGUCGCACCGAACCUUGCCGCGCUGAUCGGCGACGCCGUCGGUGCCCGCUUGAUCUCGCACGCUGGGUCGUUGACGAAUUUGGCCAAGUGUCCGGCGUCGACCGUCCAGAUCCUGGGUGCCGAGAAGGCGCUCUUCCGCGCGCUCAAGACCCGCGGCAACACCCCCAAGUACGGUCUCCUCUUUCACUCGAGCUUCAUCGGUCGCGCUGCUGCCAAGAACAAGGGCCGCAUCUCCCGCUACUUGGCCAACAAGUGUGCGAUUGCGUCGCGCAUUGACAGCUUUAUCGAUGAACCCACAACCGCGUACGGUGACCAGAUGAAGGAGCAAGUGGAGGAACGUCUGGCGUUCUACGAAAGCGGCGCGGCGCCACGCAAGAAUGUGGACGUGAUGGCGCAAGUGAGUGAAGCACUCAAGAAUGCGGCGCCACUCAAGAAACGCAAAAACAAAGACGGUGACAAGUCGGAGAAGAAGUCGAAGAAGGCCAAGAAGGAAGAGGCGGUCGUUGAAGCCGACGACGAACCGGUCGAGACCGAGAAGAAAAAGAAGAAGAAGAAGAAGAACAAGGAAUAAGCACACAUCUAGACGUGAUGAGCAAGAUAUAUACUAGUAGAUAUGGUCCCAUGUGAGUCCGUGGAAUCACGCCAGACGUUGUGGUCGUCGCGGAAUCUGCUGGAGCGGACUCCUCGACACCCAACGCACGGCAUUGCAAUCAGCAUGAUCUCCUAGGCGAAUCGUCCAUCG